Lampris incognitus (smalleye Pacific opah) is the source of this 3844-nucleotide messenger RNA. It is a transcript of the gene smc2, whose product is annotated as structural maintenance of chromosomes 2. NCBI's taxonomy places the organism in Eukaryota, Metazoa, Chordata, Actinopteri, Lampriformes, Lampridae. The transcript is spliced from 25 exons. Gene Ontology annotation, biological process: chromosome organization. Gene Ontology annotation, cellular component: chromosome. Bases 1 to 3603 code for a protein of 1200 amino acids. The record is from RefSeq and is a predicted model, not a curated record. Gene Ontology annotation, molecular function: protein binding; ATP binding; ATP hydrolysis activity.
AUGCACAUCAAAUCUGUUAUUAUCGAGGGAUUCAAAUCCUAUGCACAGAGGACAGAGAUCAACGGAUUUGAUCCACUAUUCAACGCGAUCACCGGACUGAAUGGCAGCGGAAAAUCCAACAUUUUGGACUCGAUAUGCUUUCUUUUAGGCAUAAGCAAUCUUACUCAGGUACGAGCCUCCAAUCUCCAGGAUUUGGUGUACAAAAAUGGGCAGGCUGGUAUCACCAAGGCCACAGUGUCCAUUACGUUUGAUAACUCCAAUAAAAGUCAGAGCCCUUUUGGGUUUGAAACUCAUGAUGAGAUUACAAUCACCAGACAGGUGGUGCUUGGUGGCAGAAAUAAGUACCUAAUCAAUGGGGUUAAUGCCAACAACACCAGGGUACAGGACCUGUUCUGCUCUGUUGGCCUCAAUGUCAACAACCCGCAUUUCCUUAUCAUGCAGGGAAGGAUCACCAAGGUCCUAAAUAUGAAGCCACCAGAGAUUCUUUCCAUGAUUGAGGAGGCAGCCGGCACCAGGAUGUAUGAGUGCAAGAAGAUCACUGCUCAGAAAACUAUUGAGAAAAAGGAGGCCAAGCUGAAUGAGAUUCAGACUAUUUUGGAUGAAGAAAUUACACCCACCAUGUUGAAGUUAAAAGAGGAGCGCUCAUCUUACUUGGAAUAUCAGAAGUUGAUGCGAGAGAUCCAGCACCUUUCGCGGUUAUAUGUGGCCUGGCUUUUUGUAUGUGCAGAAGAGACCAAGCUGAAGUCAGCUGAAGACCUGAAGGUCAUGCAGGAUAACAUUGCCCAGAUGCAGGCCAGCAUGGCUGACAAUGAGCAGAAAGUCCAGGAACUCUCAGCUCAGAUUAAGGAGCUGCAGAACAAAAGGGAUAAGGAGGUAGGUGGCGUGUUGAAGUCCCUGGAGGAGGCUCUGUCUGAUGUACAGCGUGUGGAUGCCAAGGCCCAGAGUACCCUGGACCUGAAAAAGCAGAACCUUAAAGAUGAGACUAAGAAGAGGAAGGAGCUUGUGAAGAGUAUGGAGGAGGAUAAGAAAAUGCUGGUAGUGAAAGAAAAAGAAGUUGCUAAAUUGGCAGAGAAGCUUGGAGCUCUACAGGAGGAGGGCAAACAAGACAACGCGGCCCUAGAGGCAGCCGAACAGCACUUCCGGGCCGUGUCAGCAGGCCUCUCCACUAAUGAGGAUGGGGAGGAGGCCACGCUAGCAGGACAAAUGAUGGCGUGCAAAAAUGACAUGAGCAAGGCUGAUACUGAGGCCAAACAGGCCCAAAUGACCCUGAAGCAUGCCCAGGCUGAGCUGAAGACCAAGCAGGCAGAGGUAAAGAAGAUGGACAGUGGCUACAAGAAGGACCAGGACGCUUUGCAGGCUGUCAGCAGCAGCAGGGAGAAACUUCAGGCAGACCUGGCCAAACUCAAUUAUGAGGAUGGAAAGGAAGAGAGUCUGCUUGAAAAGAGGAGACAGCUGUCCAGAGAAGUGUCAAAACUCAAAGAGACCUAUGAGAGUCUCAUCUCUUGCUUCCCUAAUCUGCGCUUUAACUACAGGGAUCCAGAAAAGGGCUGGGACCGUAGCAAAGUGAAGGGACUGCUAGCUAACCUGAUCAAAGUCAGCGAUGUCUCCUACGCCUCAGCGCUGGAGGUGGUGGCUGGAGGACGACUGUAUAACAUCGUGGUUGAUACAGAGGUGACAGGCAAAAAGCUGCUGGAGAAGGGGGAGCUUACGCGGCGGUACACCAUCAUCCCCCUGAACAAGAUCUCUGCUAAGACGCUUAAUGAGAAUGUGAUCAACAGGGCCAAGAGUCUGGUUGGAGAGAACAAUGUCCACACAGCCCUGUCCCUGGUGGGCUACGAGGCUGACCUUCGUAAGGCCAUGGAGUAUGUGUUUGGCUCCACGCUGGUGUGUGACACGCUGGACAAUGCCAAGAUGGUAGCCUUCGAUAAGAAGGUUAUGACCAAGACUGUUACCCUGGGAGGUGACAUCUUUGACCCCCAGGGCACUCUCAGUGGAGGAGCGCGUUCCCAGUCGAAAUCAGUGUUGUCCAGUUUGCAGGAGCUCAAGGGGGUUCAGGAUGAACUAAAUGACAAGGAAGCCCAGCUUCAGGACACUGACCGACAACUGGCUAGCCUUAAGGGAACUGCUGAGAGGUACCGCCAGCUGAAGCAGCAGUACGAGCUAAAGAUGGAGGAGGAGCAGAUCCUGCAGGCCAAGCUACAGCAGAGCUCCUUUCACCAGCAGCAGGAGGAGCUAGAGAGGCUGCGCAAGGCAAUCGCUGAGAGUGAGGAGACGCUGUGCAGCACCAAAGAGGUUCAGAAGCGGUCAGAGGAGAAGUACAAGGUGCUGGAGAACAAGAUGAAGAACGCGGAGGCGGAGCGAGAGAAGGAGCUGAAAGCCGCCCAACAGAAACUCAACGCAGCUAAGGCCAGAGCUGAUGCCUUCAAUAAGAAGCUCAAGGAGAAACAGCAGGAGUCAGAUGCUGUGUCUCUCGAGGUUGAAGAGUUGCGGAGGGAGCAGGCUGGUUAUGAGCAGCAGAUCCAGGGUGUGGACGAGGCAAUGAAGGCCGUCCAGGAACAAAUUGACAGUAUGGCUUCCGCUGUGGCGGAGAACAAGGAGUCCGUGCGUAAGGCCCAGGAAGAAGUGGCCAAACAGAAGGAGGUCAUCAUGGCACAGGACAAAGAUAUAAAGGGGAAGACCACAGAGGCAAAUAAAAUAAGGGAACAGACCAACGAGGCCCAACUGAAGAUUAAGGAGCUUGAACACAAUAUCAGUAAACACCGAAAGGACAGCCAGGACGCUGCUGCAAAGGUGUCCCGGAUGCUGGAGGAACAUGACUGGAUCCAAUUGGAGCGCCACUUGUUUGGCCUGCCCAACACGUCCUACGACUUUAAGACCAACAACCCCCGAGAGGCGGGCCAACGGCUAAAGAAACUGGAGGAGACCACCACCAAACUGGAGAGGAAUGUCAAUAAGAGGGCCAUGAACAUGCUGAAUGAGGCAGAGGAGAGGUACAACGACCUGAUGAAGAAAAAGAGGAUUGUGGAGAAUGACAAGUCAAAGAUCCUACAAACCAUCAAGGAGUUGGACCAGAAAAAGAACGAGGCUCUCAACAUAGCCUGGCAGAAGGUAAACAAGGAUUUUGGAUCCAUUUUCUCCACCCUGCUACCAGGCGCCAAUGCUCGGCUGGCUCCCCCCCAGGGCUGUGGUGUCCUGGAGGGCCUGGAGUUCAAGGUGGCCCUGGGUAACACAUGGAAGGAGAACCUCACGGAGCUCAGCGGCGGGCAGAGAUCUUUGGUGGCCCUGUCUUUAAUCCUGGCCAUGCUGCUGUUUAAACCUGCUCCCAUCUACAUCCUGGAUGAGGUGGACGCUGCUCUGGAUCUGUCCCAUACACAGAACAUUGGGCAGAUGCUGCGUACACACUUCAGACACUCUCAGUUUGUGGUGGUGUCCUUAAAGGACGGGAUGUUCACCAACGCCAAUGUGCUGUUCAAGACAAAGUUUGUCGACGGCAUGUCUACAGUGUCUCGGACCGCCCUCAGCCAGAGUGAUGCCAGCCUCCCUCAGAAGAACCAGGACAAGGCCCGGCCAAAAGACAAGAGGAAUAAGCAGAUCAUCGGCUAAGAAGCGUUCCAUUAAAAGUGAUGAGAGUCGCGUUUUUAAAUUUGAUUUAACAUAGCCACACCAGGCACCUUGUCGCACUGUGUAAAUAUUUUAUCUGUUCAAGCUUUUGAUGCUCCUGGAUUUGUCUACCUGCUCUAGUUCUACUCAUUUUCCUAUUUCCACUUAUUUUCGUCAUAACCCAGUGUGUUAGUGUACAUGUCCAAUUGAGUCUUAACACUUUAUUUGAAGGGGUGUGCAUAAA